GCCACUGAACCAGUGACAAGCUGGGGGAAAUGACACUGUCUAGUAGUUGGAGGUCAGCCAGCCCCUUGCGUUAUUCUCAAACCCUAACCACAUGGCUGGACAUUCCUGAUAUGCAUUCCUAAACCUCUGCUGCUGAGAAUAAUUGGACCUGCCAUCUAUUCCCAGUUUAACUACCCUGUAUACCAAACAAAUCCAAUUCGAGCCAACAGGCAAAGUAUAGGCUCAGACAGAGUCCAUCCUGUGUACGAGGUGGUGAGCAGGGGUGGAAAAUCUCACUGUGACUCAUCCAGCUGAUUUCUGGGCUGAACCCACUGACCUCACAGGGGCUGUUAGAAUACUGUUUACAAAGAUUUCCAGCACAUAGAAGAUUCCUCCAUGGAUGCUGGCGGGCCUGCCGUGAUAUAAAGUGGAAGAAGCACCAUCAAGAUCUUCAAGGAGCACAGUAGCUGAUGCCCCUCCCUUGGCAGCUGUGUUGGCCCUGGCAUCAUGGACAAUAGAAACACCCAGAUGUACACAGAGGGUAGAAUCAAGGUUCCAGGGACCCAGCCAAGCCCUGGCCUGAGGAUCACCAUAAAGCGGGCUGGUGUUGAACCUACCAUACCAGGAGUCAGCCAGGUCAUGUUUCCAGAUGCUUCGGAAGUGGGCAGCAGGAAGCAGCUCUCAUCAGCUUCAGGAGGGCCAGAGAAGGGGCCCAGAUACAGAGACACAUUCAAGGAGGGGCCUUCAGAGCUCAGGACACAGGAGCAGAGGCCUCCAGCAAAACCAGGGAAGAAGCAGUCCUCUUGGGUCCCCCAGGAAGGGUCCCAGGAGCUGCAAGCAGGCCAGGAUCAGAGUGAGCUAGGGUUGCUGCCUUCCUGGGUUCCUGAAGGACCUGAAGGGCUGCAGCAGCUGGGCUCCGGAAAGGAGAUCGAGGGCCAGCAGAGGAGGCAACGGAACCGGGGAACCGGGGAGGAUGAGCCUCCUGAGAGCUGCCAGGGCCCCGGAUAUCAAUGCACCCUCGGUCACCAGGCAGACGUGGUGCAGCCAGCAGAGCCUUGCUGCCCCUUGGCCGGCCGUGGCCAGCCACUGGGAGACAAGCGCCCCAAGGAGGCAGAUGUCCCACACAUCAGGCCACAGGAGGCUCCGCCAGAGCCCAGCCCAGGGGGACAUGGGGACAGCUCUCAGGAAGCAAUGCCCCCAACGUCCACGGUGGCUCCAGAGGAAAAGACAGCUAGCUCCUUCCUGCCAUCCAUGCCUGGACCUACAAAAACAAAAGGAGGGGGUGAGGCUGUGGAGACCCAGCCAGCACCGGGGCCUCUUCCUCCACCAGAGGUGAGGGACAUUGGAGAGAGGCGGGAGCCGGACCGUGUGCAGCAGCAGCCUCAGAAGCCCGUGGUGGCUGCAGGGACACAGAACCUCAGGAAAUUCCGUCAGGGCUUCAUGAAGUGCUUGCUGGAGGUGGAGAAAGUGGAAGCCUCCCAUCGGAGAGCCUUGAAGGCCCGGUCCCUGACAGCCCAGAAGUCCCCCAGGACCCUGACCCCAGUGCCCACCUCAUCCCCAAGCCUGCCUCAGACCCCUGCCUCGGCCCCUGCCAGUGGCCCAUCGUGGGCCAGGCUGUCAGCUCCUGGGCCAGAGCCUGCCCCUGUGGGAGCCCCGGUCCCCACCUCCACGCCUUGCCCUGUCCUGCUGUGCCCUGCCCUGGACCUGGGCUGGAGAAGGAUGGAGCUCUCGCACCACAGCAGCGAGAGAACCCUGAGCUACGCCAAGGCACGGCAGGAGCCGGAAGAGCAGAGCCUCCAAAAGCUGUAUCAAAACCGGGAAAAGUCCGAGGAGCAACUGACCCUGAAGCAAGAGGAAGCCUUCCGCAGCUACUUUGAGAUCUUCAAUGGCCCUGGUGAGGUGGAUGCACAGAGCCUGAAGAACAUCCUGCUCCUAAUGGGCUUCUCUGUGACGCCAGCCCAGGUGGAGGACGCCCUGAUGAGUGCUGAUGUCAAUGGAGACGGUCAUGUGGAUUUCAAAGACUUCUUGGCUGUGAUGACAGACACCAGGCGCUUCUUCUGCUCUGUGGAACAGAAUGCCCUGACGGACAUGGCUCCCCACAACCCCCACACUCUACUCUUUGAGAUCCUGUCCCUGCUGGUAGAGAUGCUGGCCUUACCAGAGGCAGUCUUAGAGGAAAUCACAAACUACUACCAGAAAAAGCUGAAGGCAGGCACCUGCAAGGCCCAGGAGAUGGAAGCGGCCAUAGGCCGGCUGCGGUUGCAGAAGCAGCUUCCCUAUAACCCCCAGCAAGAAGAGAGCUCAGAAGUCCCAGAACGAAAGGUCCUCAGUAUCCUCAGCCGGCUGAAGCAGCAGAACUAUGCUCCCAACCUGCAGAGCCCCUAUGCCCAGGUGCCCUGCAUCCCGCUCUGCCCACGGAUGGACAAGAAGAUGGUCCGCAGGAAGCCAACCAACCACUACGUGCAAGACCAGUGCACAACCCCUGGCCUGGCUCCUGACAUCCGUAGCCCCUUCUUCCAGUCACGAUCUCAAGGAAACAGGGAACACAACUCUGACAGCAGAAAGUGGCCCAGCUCUGUGCCUUCUCGAACCCACUGACCCUCUGGAGGCCUGACUCUGGACAGUUGCUCAAGGCCUGCAGACAGAUGGGCCACCAGACAGGAGCUGCUGCUGGAAUUUGCUUUUGUGGCCUGGUAAGCUAAUAAAUACCAAUAACUUCA
This is a messenger RNA of Macaca mulatta (Rhesus monkey), 2699 nucleotides long. RefSeq names its product spermatogenesis associated 21 (gene SPATA21). The record is from RefSeq and is a predicted model, not a curated record. Lineage: Eukaryota; Metazoa; Chordata; Mammalia; Primates; Cercopithecidae. Gene Ontology annotation, molecular function: calcium ion binding.